Messenger RNA from Parastagonospora nodorum SN15, 2709 nucleotides. RefSeq lists its product as hypothetical. The record is from RefSeq and is a predicted model, not a curated record. Bases 1 to 2709 code for a protein of 902 amino acids. Lineage: Eukaryota; Fungi; Ascomycota; Dothideomycetes; Pleosporales; Phaeosphaeriaceae. The transcript is spliced from 4 exons.
AUGACCACGACGUUUUCCAGGUUUCGAGAUCGCACGCAGCGAUACCCUUGGUUCCUGGUUGUAGGCCUGACCAUCCUACUACCCGUUAUUUGUCUCUUAGUCGAUCCGUCGACCACAAUAACAACCCUUCCCCGCCUCAGAUUCACAUCUGCACAUCAUUCUCUGCCAGGCGUAAGCAGCAACACCUCGAGGAACGAUUCGGAGAUACUAUUCAGCUUGUUUUCUCCAGUGUGCAAUACUGUUGAUAUACCGAAUUCGAUUGCAGAACACAGUUUCUCGAGAACAGCGCUCCACGCUUAUUACUCCAUCGUUGACGCCUUCGGAAAAUACAAGAUUUGCGUGCGAUACGCGGAGCUCGAUAUCCAUCAUAUCCGAAUUCUACUUGUAGUAGCUGGAUCAAAGCUGCAAACAGUCUUCCUUCUUCUGCUUGGAAAGUUUCCGCACUCUCGGAAAGCUCAAUAUUGGAUAUUUACCUUCGAGUUCUUGCUUUUGGUCUUUGUCGUUGGCUUCGCGCAUUGGGACAUUGGUGUUCAAGAGUUGGGCGUCGCUACGCUAGUCAUGGUAUCAUUUGACAUGUUCCAGCACGCCCUGGACGCUAGAAGCGCCAACGAGUCAGACCAUAGACUUCGCGCAUCGUCGGCUGCUGAAACUCUCGUGCAGCUCAGCUGCGCUGCGUCGCCCCUUUCGGGCGAAUCGAAGCCUGCCACAGUGCCUUCCCAGGACACUAGCUCCCCGACACUUCCAAAUUCGGCAUCAGAAAUCCCAAACGUUAAACCAGUCGCCACAGGAGCAAAUGAGGGAAUCGUGCGACUUCAGACCGCUCUAAUUGAGCUAAAAACAGCGAACAAGGCCAAAGAGCUCCUGUUACGGAGGACCCGAGAAGAGCUUAAAACGGCACGCGAGACACUGAACGGAACCUUUGGUGAGUAUUGUAGUCUGCGUGAUGAAAUGAAGAAUAUCAAACAGACCAUGGCCAGAGAUCAUCAAGCCAUUGUUUACCGAAAGGACAUCGAGCUUUUUGCAUUGCGAAAAGGCAACGAGCAAAAGGAGAAGCACAUCAAGGAACACGACGCAAAGCUCGAGGAGAUCCAUCAAGAACAGAAGGCUACGGUGGAACUGAAGGACUCGCAACUAAAGCUGCUCAAGGAGCGUCUAGCCUUCUUGGAACGUCAAGCUGACCCAAAGUUUGGUGAAGACCAGAAUGAUGAGGGCGACCACGCACUGAAAGUUCGCCUGCUCCGAGUCAAGACCGACAACAAUAAAACAGUUUUCGAGUCACCCAGCGUCGAUGAAAAGAAAGACGCGACUAUUGUCAGCUUACGCGAGCAACUGGCUGUGACGAGGAAAGCAGCGGAUGAAGUCGUCAACCAGCAAGCCGAACUUGCAAGAGCAUGGGACGUUGUGAAGAAUGUGCAGGCAUCGCUGAAAGAGGAGCGAAAGCUUCACGAACAAACGCGAGAGAAGCUGCAAGAGCUGAAUGUUAAGUACGAAGAACAGCAGCGUCGUAGCUCAUCGCCUACUGGACGACUACCAACCAUCGAAGAAGAUAAAGAUGAGCUGGAAGCUAUGUUCGAUUCGACACAGCAAGACAAUCUUCGACUGUAUGCAGAGCUACAGGCAUUAGAGCAAAGACUUCGCGAUGCGAACAGCCGAAUGUUCAACGCCGAGCAAGAAGCGACUGUGCUUCGAGAGCAAAUACAGACAGAGAAAGCUGUCAGCGAAGACUUGGGCACUGCUCGUCCAAGCGUGGUGCAUCAUGUGCACUUCCAAAGAAUGGAAGGUGAACUCAAAGAGAGUCGUGAUACACUUGCAGCCAAAGCGGACGAGAUCAAGGAUCUCAAGGCAAUCAUCGCGGGAAAGAACGACUACGUCAAGGAUCUCCAAGCCGAAGUCGAUGCUGCCGUCAGCUUCCACACUCAGGACCAGGACGAGAUCGAGCGCCUGAAGCAAAAUCUGGCUGAGCUACAAGCCACUAAAGAGCACUUAAUGCGCGACCACGAGCGCGCCGCGAUUCAACGCCCGCGUAUCCGCGUCGCAUCAGCAGAGCACAAUUCCGCGCGAUCAAGCGGCGUAACACUCAUCCAGGAAGCAAGCCCUCCGCUACCAAAGACCUCAUCUGAAGUCCCAGCAGUUGAAGCGCUCCCAUCCAUCCCCAUCUUCAACGACGCCACCCGCAAUGGCAGCAUUCAAACAACGCCAAAGAGACACCUCAGAAGCGAAAGCACGCCCAACCGCUGGCAUUUAAUGUCCAACGCUGCACCACCUCCCGAACUCCGCGGCGCCCGAAGACGCAGCCUCGGAUUGAAGGACUUCAUGAAGAGAAUGGUUAAGAAGGAUGAAAAAGAGAAUGCGGACCCAGAGGCGGAGCAAACUAAGGAACAAGAUGCGAUAGAAGCGCCGAAACAACGACCCGCACUUGCAUCCAGGAACUUCAACGCAUCCGUUCGACCACAGACCGCAGCGCCAACCGGUCUAAAGACCAUGGCCGACCCAUUCGUCGACGUCCCAUCCGUCCCAGUGCCAAAUGGCUUCCGAACAGCGAAUGUCCGCGUCAGUACCCCGCCGAGGUACUACCCUGCGCAAGAAGCAAAAGAAGAACCGCGUCCGCAGACCGCUGCGGAGAGUAAAGAUGAUCUGACUACCAGGUCGGUCAAGCGACGGAGUUGGGGGGCUGCUGCAAACAAACUGAAGCGGAGAUCACUUUAUUAG